CCCUGCUGGAUUAUAUUUUUGUUCUCUUGAAUUAGAUGGGUUGUUUCUACGCAUGCGCUGUAUUGUCGCCAACAACGAAGAAGAAAAGGCGGAAGUCCGUAAUCCACAGUUAAACAAAGCGCAACCGUUAUUGUUUUAAAAUGUGUAAAGUUCGGUUUUUGAGAGCGCUGGUGAAGAAGCGGUUAGAUUUGGCCGUUGAGGAAAUAUUUGAACUGUUUGAAAGAACCAUAGAGGAGUACGAGGAAGAACUUUCUCGAACCAAAGCAGAAAAAGAACGACAACGUGAACUACUGGACGCUGCUCUGAAGAUUCGAGUUCCACAAAACGAUGCAGAAAUGCAGCCGAGAGUGGUGGACAUACCAGAAGUUCCUCCUGAGAAGUCGGGGGGGCCGGCACAGCCCCCCCAGUUAAAAAAUAAAGAGUUCUCAGGUCACACCGCACAGCCAGUUCAAGGGCUGCAGGAGGAGGCUGACGUCAUGUCGACUGACGUGGAUGUAAAGAAGGAAGCUGAUGAAGCCCAGUCCUCUCAACUUUACGACAGUCAAAGCAACGAUUUUGGGCAAAACAUGAUGACAGACGCAGAACAUCUGGAUUUUGCUCCACUAUCAGAUAUAGAUGACGUGAUAUCGCAUUCUUCUGACACUGAACACAGCGAUCACGCCAAGGAAGCUUUGGCGACGAAAAGGAAAUCCACAGCCAUGGAGCAGGAUCUAAUCAUCUUCUUGCGACGGCGCAAUAUUUCCAGUGAGCGUCUCUUGCAAAUGGAGCGAGACAAGAUCGAUUCAUCCGUGAUCCUCCUUAUGUCGGACGAAGAUCUUCAGAAGUACGUCCCGCAUUACGGCGACCGGAUAGCGCUUAUAGCUUUCUGCCAAAAUCCAACUUUGCAGGAGAGAAGCAGAGGAGAAACGGAUAGGAGGUACACUCAGGGACCUGCGCUGUCCUCUUCCAGUCGGGGUCGGUUAUUGUUCGGCAAUGAAAAUAGCAAGAGAGCUAAACGACGCGUGGAGUUAGGUUGGAUGAAUUUCGAUUGGAAGGAAAAACGAUACAAACAAGUCCGGACGGCCAAAGGCGGAGGCACCAGGUCCUUGAGCAUCGACAAAAACAAGACUGUGGCAGAAAUUAAAACGAUGGCCGAGGAUCUUUUCUUGACCAACGUGGAACUCUCGGACUUUCAAACGCGAAUUACCGACUUCGCCGAGCGACAGGUGGACUCCACUAGUACGGUAGAGAAGCUUUACGAGAUCACCAACGCGAGACUACUUCGACUCUAUCUUUGCACCAAACAACGCGUUCAAGACGACGUUAAAAACGUUCUGCUGUUCAGUUGAACCAUCACAAAACAAAGAGCUUUUUAAAGUUGAUAGUUCUUGUAAAAAGAGUGCGUAAAUCCCGGAAUUUCUAUAGAUAUGAACGUAAAACAGUCUAGAUUUUUGGUGAAAAGCAAAAAAGCGGGCAGUUACCAUUCAUUUUACUGAAAUAUUUCAAGCAAAUAUUUGUAUGCAGUAAAAUUUUUGUCCUGUUUCCACCUAAAUCCGGCGUUAGAACGCAGAGUGUGUUUGAGUUUAUGGCGGGAAGGCGUGGCACAAUGUCUGUAGGAACUGUCUCGUCAACUGAUGAUGAAGUCUAUGAGCCAGCUCACUAAUGAUAAGAGGACAUAGGAAUUGAUCGUUUACACUUUGCCGCAGUGAAUAUUUUCCCACCACGUCCGUCCCCUUAGAAAAAAAGCCUUUGACGGGGCUGGUUUCGCAAUUGAAUUUUGAAACCGAAAUCUUUUUGUUUUUAUUUGAUAAUUUAAUCCAUGUUUUAUUUUUUGUAAUGUCUUGUUCCAAAAAUGUGCACCUUCCUCUGUCUUGUAGAAUAAACGAUAGAGCUGAAA
This is a messenger RNA of Corythoichthys intestinalis (scribbled pipefish), 1876 nucleotides long. RefSeq lists its product as uncharacterized. The record is from RefSeq and is a predicted model, not a curated record. NCBI's taxonomy places the organism in Eukaryota, Metazoa, Chordata, Actinopteri, Syngnathiformes, Syngnathidae. The transcript has 4 exons. Bases 141 to 1328 code for a protein of 395 amino acids.